UCACCCUUCUCCAACCCAACCCGAGGAACAUGCGAUCUGGAAGGGACAGGCAAAAAAGCACCAACCCAUUGCAGGAUCUGGUUCUGGUAUAUAAGGGCCGUUUCUAGAACCUCAGUAGGUUUAUUCUAAAGUAGUAACUCACUAUGUUCAAGUUGUGCAUUCUCGCCGCCAUUUUGGCAUUUGCUGCAGCAAUCCCUGCACCAGCACCAAAGCCGGAUCCAGGAUUUUUGGCUCAACCGUUAUUGUAUAACGCUUACAAUCCAUACAGUCCUUAUGUUGGAAUUGGUCCACUGCCGUAUUCUUAUCAACCAUUGAUUCCCUCUUAUUCCGGUGUGGCCCCAAUUUACAAACAACCAACUUACAUUCUAUAAAAGUGGUAAAAAGUUUUUGGUUAAACAAUUUCGACGCACGCAUCAUUCAUCACACGAUUUAUCAUCGCCUUCAUUAAUUUUUCAUUUUCGCUCAAAUUAUCAUUAUAUAGAAUUCCUGCAAUUUAUUCGUAAUCCACAUUUUUUUUCUCUUCAUAAAUCAUCACUAAAUUUAAAAGUUUUGUAAAGAAAAGAAGAAGAAAUCCUGAAACAAUAAAAUUGCUUAGAAACUGAAAA
This is a messenger RNA of Leptopilina heterotoma, 605 nucleotides long. Its product is annotated as neuropeptide-like 3. The transcript has 2 exons. NCBI's taxonomy places the organism in Eukaryota, Metazoa, Arthropoda, Insecta, Hymenoptera, Figitidae. Bases 144 to 371 code for a protein of 75 amino acids. The record is from RefSeq and is a predicted model, not a curated record.